UGGAGCGGGCCUACCACACCGGACGUGUCUCUGGAGGAUAUUGUAGAAGCGACCCAUCUGUCGUCCGAUUCCCCCCGUUCCUCCUUUCUCGCUCCCGCCGGAAGACAAAUUAAUCCUUUUGCCCCACGACGAGUUUAUGGCGUACCAAAGGUUGAACUAGAUGUGGUGCGACGGUCUUGCCGGGAAGAUAGCAGAGGCGGAGGCGCUAGAGCAGGCGAAGCGCGAGGACGCGGAGCGCUUGGCGGAAGGGGAGGCUGCGCUGGCUGCUGCGGCGAGGAAGCAGAAGGAGGAGCGUGAGGCUGUUUGGGCUGCUGCGGCGAGGAAGCAGGAGGAGGAACGUGAGGCUGCUCUGGCUGUUGCGGCGAGGAAACAGGAGGAGGAGCGUGCGGCUGUUCUGGCGGAGCGUGAGGCGUAUCUCCAAGCGGCUAGGGCGAAGCAGGGGGCGCUCCGAUCGCGGCUGAAGGAGCUGGAGCCCCGCCACCAGGACCCGCGAGCACCCCCCCACCCCCGUCGCCGUGUUAUCGUUCCCACCCCCCACGCAAUCCCAGGUGCCCCUUGGUUCCCAUCGUACCGCCUCGCCGCACGAGAAGGAGCGGGAGGUGGCGGCUUCUCCGACGAACGAGAAGGAGCGGGAGAGGACAGCGACUCCGGAUUUUUCGGUGACUUUGGGUCUUCCGGUCGGUGCUGAAGACGGAGCAUCGUUUGCGGCGGCAACCAGGGUGUACGAGUUCCACGUUGGAGAUACAGUGUUCCUGUCCCGCCCGCUGGAGAUGCCUUCAGAAGGUGUCACCUUCCACGACGAGGAUAAAUUGGCAGCUCUUUUUGCAUGGGCUGGCAUCAAACA
Ectocarpus sp. CCAP 1310/34 is the source of this 844-nucleotide messenger RNA. NCBI's taxonomy places the organism in Eukaryota, Phaeophyceae, Ectocarpales, Ectocarpaceae. The record is from the annotation of a GenBank genome assembly.